Molecule: messenger RNA, 4330 nt
Organism: Leptopilina boulardi
Lineage: Eukaryota; Metazoa; Arthropoda; Insecta; Hymenoptera; Figitidae
Exons: 19
Coding region: 1-4152 (1383 amino acids)
Cellular component (GO): membrane
Source: RefSeq, a predicted model, not a curated record
AUGGCGUUUUUCCAACAAGUUGUGAAAGCAACACGAUUGAGAAAUGCACGUCUUGUUUAUCAUGAUGAAAAAUUAAAAUCAAUUGCAAUCUCAAGAGGAGCCAAAUUGCAUUAUAAUAUUUUUCAGAAAAUUCGUUAUACAAAAUUACUUGUUAAGAAGAAGAUCAAGGAUUUUUUGAAAAAACUUGUCUCCUGCCCAGAGGAUACGUGGUUUCACAAAAAGGCAUUGUUAUUGCAAACUGAUGGAACAUUAGAGAAUUUUGUGUUAAAAAGUAUUUUUGGAUUUUUAGGCGGAAUUCUUCUUACGUAUCUAUUUUUUAUUUUUUUUGUUUUUCAACUAAAUUUUUCAUUACCAUCGGCAACAUUAUGGUGUUCAUUACUCGGUAUUAUUUUAACACUCGGUUUGGCAUUUUCCAAGUAUGUCAGAUGUUUGGUGUUUUUGAUAAUGCCACAAUUUUUGUCAAAACGAGGUCGACAGGCUCUAUUGGCGUAUGCUUUCAUUCUUGCUCUCACAGGACCAGCUAAAAAUACUUUAAACAAUAUUGGUGUUUUGUCACAAUCUCUAUCUUGUGGGGAGGAACAUUUGAAAGAAGCUGUUAAAUCUAUUCUCGAUUUAAUUAGAGAGCCAUUCAAUGCACUUAAAGAUGCAAUAACAAAAGUUUUGAAAACCGUUAAAGUUGUUGUGAAAAAAAUUAAAAACACCCUUAUUGCAAUCAAGAGGCUUGUGCUUAGUAUUUUAAAAGUAAUUCAAUCAGUGUACGAGUGGUUGGGAUCAGUUGUAAAUAUGUGUAAUAAAAAAUUAGGCACACCAUUUGAAAGAUGUAAUAGAGCAUUUGAAGAUGCUGUUGAUGAUUGUAAAGCAAAAUUAGGAUCAUUUUUUGGUGGUCUUUGUAAUGUAACAUAUGUGGUUGGUGCCAUUUGUUAUAUUGUAAAGCCCUUUGAUUUUAUUUGUGAACUUGUGUCAUUUGUUUCCGAUGCUAUUGUCAAUGUUGUUCGAAAAAAGAUAAAAAAAUUUGCAAAACACAUGAAGGCUAUGUUUUAUGUAAAAGUAAAAUUUUCUCAUUCAUUUCAUUUUGAGAGUAAUCGAAGCCGAACCAAUACUGAUAUAACAAAGGGAAUUAGCACAGAGAUAAAGCAAAGAACACAAAAAUUCUUUUUGUUUUUUGAUAUGUUAAGCUGUAUGACAAGCGUUUUUAUUUUACUCAUAUUUGUCAGGGUAAUUUUCUACCGUUAUAAAUGGCUGACGAAUCCUCGAUUUGAUAAUCGUUAUUUAACCGAUUAUUUACGUGACAUUGAUCUUCGAAGAGCGCGAUUAGACAAAGAAACUGUUUUGCCAUUAAAUCCAAGAGAGAGAAAUAAAUAUGUCCCUUUAUCGUCAAUACGAUUAAUUAAAGCUGAAAAAAUGAAAUUAACAAAAUCUGCCGUUUUUAUGAGUUUAAUUUCUUUUAAACUUCUCUUUCAAAUGGCUAUUGAUUACAGUCUCUUUUGGAUUUUAGAUGUUAUUAGAUAUCAUGGAAGAUUUGAGACAAAAAUACCGGAAAAUUCAGUUGGUGUACAUGUAACCGGAAAUGGUUUUUUAGCUGAACUUUAUCGAAGUAUCGUAAAUGCUUUUACUCUAUCGAGUGAAGAAAAAGAAAUUGAUAUGAUUCCAUGUCUACCGAAUCCAAUUCCACCAAAUUAUGAUAGAUAUUUACAAAUUUUAACUCUCAUGUUCUUUUGUUGGUUAAUCAUUAUUUUCGAACCAUACGGUUUACGUAUGCGACAAUGUGUCAUGAUUUCUUAUCAUCCCGAGAGGGCCAAAGAACGUGCCGUCUGGCUUUACAAUCACAUUCUAAGAUCGAGGGGUAAUUUUUUGAAAUUUGCAAGAAGACAAUUGCGAAGAAAAUUUGGUAUACAGAGUGGACAAACAACGGAAAUUGUUACAUUAAAGGAAAGAUUAACAGCAAUUUGUCCUCUUUUGAGAAAAUGUUUUUCUGAUGAUAAAAAAAUAUGUCUUUUAUGUGGUGCCAUUGAAAGGGACAAGCAACAACCUCACAUUAAAUGUCCCACUCCAAAUUGUGUUGGUCUAUUUUGCGUUCAAUGUUUUAAUGAUUUACGUAAUAUGUGCACGGUUUGUAAAACACCAAUUGAUUAUGGAGACUUGUCUGAUAUCAGUGAAGAAAAAGAUUCUUCAGAAGAAGAAGCUAAAGCUAGAAAAUCAAUAACAUCAAAUGAAUCAGAAGAUUCAAAAUAUUUCGAUGAUCGUAGAAUUGAAGAAGGAAUUGAUAUCAUAGAAGAAGAUAUCAGUUCAAUUUCUUCGUCUUCUACUGAAUAUAGUUACACAUAUCAGGAUGAUAAAUCUCAAAUUGACAAAAGUCUACCUCAAAAAGUUCCAUUUAAAGAUAUUGAAGCUCAAACAUUACGAGACGAUGUUUCCACUCAGAUAUUUAGUUCUCAAACUGAAGAUAUUGAAUCAGAAAGUGAAAGUCCUGCUUGUUUUGGACUUCGUUCGCGUAAAAAAGAAAAAUCAAAAUUCGAUGAUUUAUCAUCGAAAUCUUCAUUUUCUUUAGAAGAAUUUGAAGAUGAAGUACAAUUAGAUGAGAAAUCGAAACUUCUAUUGAGAAAAUAUGAAAAAGAGAAAAAAGAAAAGAAACGUGGUAGACUGAAGAAAUUUUUUAAUGGUCUCUUAAAAUUCUUUUGGCUCAACAAGAAACGAAAAACGGAAAAAGUCUCGAAGGAUUAUAAAAAAACAGAAAAAGAAGACGUGGAAAUUGUGAAUCUAUAUUCUUCAUCUAUCUCGACAUCAUCUUCAUCGUACAGUAUCGAUUAUCGAGAGAAAUUGAAAGAAAAAUCUUACGAUUCAUUGCAAGAAAUUAAAGAUGAACAAAUUUUGCGAUAUCCACAUGAAAAGCAAUUUUGUACAAAAGAAUUACCCAGUGGUUUAAUGUCAAUUGCCGAAAGAAUAAAAUAUUAUCAAGUUGACGAAAGAAUGAAUUAUCAUUGUCGAUGUUCUAAUGAUAAACAAGAUUUAAAUCAUUUAUCUGAUUCGAAAAAUUCCUCGGAUGCAAGUCAAAUAACAGAAAUUUGGAAUGACAAUGAUGAGGAAAUUCAAAAUUAUGAAUUGGAUAGUUUGGAAGAGAGUAAUAAAUCAAAAUGUUCAGUUUCAUCUUUAACAACGUCAGCAAAAGACGAUAUGCAAGAAUUGUCGAGGUCAAUAAAUAAUCAAUAUGAUUUUAGUGAAUCCCGUGAAGAUGAUAAAAAUUAUAUCGAUGUUACUGGUUUAUCUAGUAAUUAUUCUUCAGUUCAGAAACUUUACGGUGCAAACUCAAAUAAUGAAGAAAUAGAAAUGAUAGAUGAAAAUCAAAAUACAAAUGAUGAAUUAUUUGCUGAUGAAUCAACAGUGAGACAAAUGGAAAGAGAUAUUUCUUUGCAAACACUCAAUGAAAGAAGAAAUUAUCAAAAAUUAUCAACAGAAAAACGUCUUUUACGUAGAAGGUAUAAUGAAAAUUACUAUAGCAGUUCAGAGAAUGAUAAUCAAUCAUUGGAAACUGAAAGAAGAGAUGAAGAUAAGCAAAUAAAUGUACUUUAUAGAAAAGAAUCGCCAAAUAAGUCAAGAAGUUGCAAACAUUGUGGCAGAAGAAAAGCAUUGAGUUCAACACAAGAAAAUUUCCGUGAAGAUUAUUAUUUGCGAAGAAAUUGCAAAUUGCGUGUUCCAGAAAAUAAAUUAAUUUCACAUUCAGAAAUUGUUGAAACAUCUUUGGAAAAUGUAUUUGAUAAAAAUGUAAAAUUAAUUCAAGAAUUAGAAAAAAAUGAAAAAAUGAAAACAAUUCGAAAACGAGAAGACGAAAGACAAAAGAGAUAUGAUAUUGUAAGAUACAUUAGAGAGCAUGGAUCAUCAUCUCAAAGAGAUUCAAAAAUUUGUCAAUCACAUCAUACGAGAAAAAAACGUAAUAUAUUGCCGUAUCAAGAAACAGAAGCUUUUAAAAGUUUAUUAAAAGAAUAUAAGGAAAAAGCCAUACCAGAGGAAAAAUUAAUACCUGACGAAUUUUCCCAAAAAUCUUUAUCUCAGGAGGAAUUACCUAGUGAUUCAACGAGUGAUACAUUUUAUAUUUUCAAAAAAACAUAUAUGCCCAAUGAAUCCUCUGAUGACGAAAAUGACAAAUUAAUGAAUUAAUUCAAUGUAGAUUAUCAUGCUAAUAAUACUAUUAAUUUAAUGAUUAAUUAAUAAGAAAAUAAUGAAUUAUAAUUAAUAUUUUUAUUAUAUCAAUUAUAAUUUUUAAUAAUUAUUUAUGAUAUACAAUCUAAUAGUUUAUAAUAUUAUAUACUAUUGAAUUAAGAAAGAACUUACAUAA